Didymodactylos carnosus is the source of this 1476-nucleotide messenger RNA. The record is from the annotation of a GenBank genome assembly. NCBI's taxonomy places the organism in Eukaryota, Metazoa, Rotifera, Eurotatoria, Philodinida, Philodinidae.
AUGAUGGAGCGAACAGUCAAGAACAAACGAGUCGAUAGAAUUUCACUGCUACUCCAAGAAUAUAAUAUCGAAAAAAUAAUACACAUAAAGGGUCGUCACAGUUGUUUGCCAGAUUAUUUAUCAAGACAUCCAGUUAAGAACAACGUCGACGACCUAUUUGAUUAUGAUUAUGGGCUCGAUCCGAAACUACGUAACUGGCCACCUUCUCAGGUGUUUGCCCGGGCAGUCACAACCAGAGCCAGAGCCGUCCCUACCCCACAGGUGACAGUCCAACAAGGUCGAACAAGAAAUGAAAAGGAAAAUCCAUACAAGAAACAAUAUAAUACACCGCGAAAACCAGAACAAUCACCAAUAAACGAUCUCACAACGACUGAUGUCUCCUCGAAAACAACCUUUUUAUCGAAAACCACAAUAUCAGCAACAGAUUUUAGUUUGUUAAAAAUAAAACACGAACAACAAACAGAUCCAGACAUACAAGAUAAAAUCAAACAUUAUAAGAAGAAUCAGUCUUAUGAAUUUGUUGAUGGUAUAUUUUAUAAACUUAUUACUCGAGGAACAACAAAAAUUAAAUUACCGUACUUGCCUGCAACAUUAUUUAAAGAAAUUUUAUUUUUAUACUACGAUCAUCCUUCCAGUGCUCAUUUUGGCAUAGAAAGAACAUACAAGAAACUGCAGAACAAGUAUUAUUGGCCGAAAAUGAAACAUACAAUUACAAGUUAUAUACAAUCAUGCUUCAAAUGCGCAAAAUACAAUUACAGGAGAACUAAACCGCCAGGAAAACUGCAGCAAAUACCAGUUCCAGACGAAUUUUUGGGUAUGGUAGGUAUGGAUUUCUGGGGACCAACGCAGCAACCAUCGGCAAAUGGCAAUCAAUACGUAGUCACAAUGACAGAUUAUUUAUCUACGUUCGUUUUUGCAAAACCAACCCCAACAAAUUCAGCAAAAGACGCAUCACAGUUUUUUCCGGAGGUAGUUUGGGGUUACGGUGCUCCAACCAAACUGCUUAUGGAUCAAGGUUCGCACUUCGUCUCUGAAUUAACCAAUGCCAUCGUCAAACAAUGUAAUACAACUCACAUUUUAUCAACUCCAUAUCAUCCGAUGACAAAUGGUCAGACACAACGAUUCAAUGCAACUUUUAGUUCCGCUUUAGCCAAAUUAUGGGAAGAAGGAGCAAACAAUUGGGAUGACUCUGUACCAGCAUGUGUUUAUGCAUAUAACUCAGGUGAACACGCAACGACUAGUUAUUCACCAUUUCAGUUAAUGUUCGGAAGAGAGCCUCGUCUACCAAUUGAAACAAAACAAGCAAAAAUCACUCUCUCUAAGCCGAACAAUUAUUAUGAAUUAAUCCAGAAAUCAAGAGAAAUUUUGAAAAAAUGUACAAAAGCAAAUAUGGAAUAUCAAAAUCAAUUGACAAGAAAAGAUUUGAUCAAAACAGGCCUGAUCCGAAAUAUUUCAUUGAUCAACUUGUUUUGGUGA